AGCUGUGUUUGGUUUGACUCGAUAGAGAAUAUGCCGUUGCCGUGUUGGAGCUGUGCUGCCCUUAAUCCAAGUGCUCUGUCAUACGGGACACCCAUCCUGGGCAAUCCUACACAUCCCAGGAACUCAAGAAACGUUUUUGUCACCGCUAACAAGUUCACUUGUCUCCUCCGGGUUGGAGUCGAAGAUAUUGCUGACCUCGCCCAUAACAAGGUGCUGAUAGCAGCUGGUGCGUCGGCAGCUAUUGGGCAACUCUCCAAACCAUUUACUUCUGCCUUUCUUGACGGCAAAGAUUUAGAUUUCGGGACUGUCUUUCAAGCGGGUGGCUUCCCUUCCACCCAUACCUCCGCUGUAGUGGCUACUGCUACAUCUCUUGCCAUUGAGAGGGGUUUAUCAGAUUCCAUUUUUGGCCUAACAGUGGUUUAUGCUAGCCUUGUCAUGUAUGAUGCUCAGGGGGUGAGAAGAGAAGUGGGAAAUCAUGCGAGAGUCCUGAACAAAGUCCUACGAAACACAAAAGUGAAAUCAUCAACAGUAGGGGAGGCUAGAGAUGAGCAUGGAGAAUCAUCAAACUCAAUAAACAUGGAGAAAUCAGCAAAAGCUCAUUUAUUACUGGAGGUAGAAAAAAGAAUUAGGAGGAGUCCUUCUGGUUCUGGCGACGAGAAGAAGUUAGGCGCUCCAUUAAUAAACGAGUCAGUUGGUCACAGUGUGGUUGAAGUCAUAGCUGGUGCUUUGUUUGGCUUCUUUGUUAGCUUGGCCGUGCAUGCCACAUUGUGACGUUAUACACUUUCAUUAUCACUUUUUUAAAAUUUUCUUUUGUGUGGAGAAUUAUUCGUUAAUGAGUGAUGCAUGCUUAUAUACAGAGAUUUGUCAGAAAGGAUUUUUUUUUUUUUGUAUUUUACAUUAAAAAGAACAAAUAAGCAAAAGUAGUGAAGCCCCAUUUCAGGGCGACAUGGAUGGAUAAA
Molecule: messenger RNA, 959 nt
Organism: Tripterygium wilfordii
Lineage: Eukaryota; Viridiplantae; Streptophyta; Magnoliopsida; Celastrales; Celastraceae
Exons: 5
Coding region: 31-771 (246 amino acids)
Source: RefSeq, a predicted model, not a curated record